UUCGAGCGUGUUUGUUGUUUUUUUUUGCGUAUCCGAUUAUUUAUUUUUUUUCUAUAUCUAAAUAUUCAUGAAACAAAACAAAACACAAAAAAAAUCGAUACCAUAAAUUUUUGAAUAUUUUUUUUUAAAUGUGUAAAUAAUCAAAAGUGUGAAGGUGUAUGAUAAUUAAAAACAUCAUUAGGUCCGUGUAUGGAAAUAAUGAUGCACAAAAGAGAGCAAAAAAAAAACUUUAAUUAAUUAUUCAUACAAAUGCUCAAUUAAAAAUAUUUUAUGUGAAUAACUUUGAAAAUUUAUCACUUGCUCUUCAUAUGAACGCGUGUAAGGUAGCAGCAGCCACAAGAAAAAAAUGUUUAAUCAAGAGAAUCAACGAUAAAUCAAAAUAAUAGUAUAAAAAAAAUAAUUCUAUGACAAAAAAGUGAAUGAACUCAUAAAACUACGAAAAAAAUACAAAUUUUUGGCUAAAAAAAUAAUGGAACCACGAAUCGUGUAUUGCAAACCAAAGUCAAAGCAAUUCAUUGGAAGUUAUCAAUCGGAAGCAUUUUAUUUGCCCACACAAUUAAUCGGAGCCGACUCCUCCAAUUGUGACGAAGAAAAAGAUAAACUACAAUCGAAAUACGCAACAGCUACACCACCAACAGCAAUGAACACAAAUCACACGACAUCUGUGCCGCCAGCAUUUUCGAGAUUACCGCCAGAUGGUCACGAGUUUCCGCCGAACUUUAUCGAACCGAUCAUCUUGAGUCCCGUCGAUGCGGAUAUGCUGCGAAAACAUUCAAGUAAACCCGUUAUUAGUGAUAAAAUUAUGAAUGGUUUUAGUGAUAAAAUCUCACAUCAAACACCUCCAGAAAUGCCAAAAACUGUUCCUCCGCCGAUUCCGCGCAAAUCUUCACAUCCCAUGAAAGCAACAGAUGUCUCUCCAACGGGCAGCGACAAGGAAAACAGUUGUCGAAGCAACGGAUUCGAGAGCUCUGUCAUCAUCAUGAACGGCAAUGGGAACAAACGAAACCCUUCCAACUGGCGCAAAGAUGAAAAAUCCGAGAAAAGCGUUCGCGAUAAAAUUGCAAUGUUCAGCAACAGCAAAGACGAACAACCAAUUCUUCCAAAUAAAUUCGUGUCGAGUCAUUUGGCGCGCAGUACGGAGUGUCUUGAUACCACUGACGGUGCUGUGCCGCCUCAUCGACGAAGUCAUGGCACAACUUACGAAACUUUGUCCCGCAAAUACUCCGAUUCGAUCGACAAUGGCUUGGAUUACAGCACAACGGCGAAGAAAUCUAUGCGAACUCGAUCUCAUAGCGUCGAAACUUUAGACGAAGUUGAUCGCGGAAUGCCCAAUAUUUUGGAUAUGUUGCCUCCGGUGUGUCCCAAACCUGUGGAAAACACAAAAUACGAAGCUGCGUAUCGAUCAAAGUUCAUGGUAGAAAAAUCGAAACCAGUUCCCGUGCUUGAAAAAGCCUUCAGUGUGGAAAAUGUCUCGAAUUCGGAUAUAAUUCCGCCUCCCGCUUCGUACGGGACGUUGCCUCGUAAAAAUGUCACGAAUGCUCCAUCGGCUGCUUCUCUCAUGCGUCGCACAAGUUUCUCGGGCGAACCAACUUCCGAAGCUCAGCGAGUCAGCACAUUGUUGGAACAACGCAAAAAAUCAAUUUCGAAGCUGCGUGGCUUGAUCAUCCCCGAAAAAGUUCCCGAAACGGAUAUUUUGCCGCAUCAGGCGAGCGUUAUUGGUAACAUGCCGAUGAUCAAAAGCAAGGACUGUGAUAAAAUCAACAACGAAUUGCUGCCGAAAAUGCACGAAAACCAGAAAAGUUUUGAAAACCAGAAAUCAGUCCCAUUUUACGCGAGACGCGCCUCUGUCGAUUGCGUCAUGUCAGUUGUUCCCCCGAAACAAUUCGUUCCGACAUACACAAAAGUCAAUUCCAUCUCGUACACGUCGUCAAAUGUGAUGUCAGCACCUGCGAAACCGCCUCGAAUGUCAUUACAACUGAGCAAAUUCUCGCAUGAUCUACCCACAAAAGGCGGAACUGACGAAAGUGAGGAUAGCGACUCAAUAAUUAGCUCGCGACGAUCUUCUCCUCUCAUUUCUCCGGGCGUAACUCCCGCUCCUGUCAUCGAAAAAAUGCCAUUAUGCCGAAAUCUGAGCUCAGAAACGAAUAUUUCGAUCACAAGUUCGAAUUCGACACUCACAACGGGCUCUACGGGAUCUCAAGCGAGUUGCAGUUCAACCGGAAGUACGCCAACGAUCGAUAUGAGUCGAAAAAUUGUGCGUCAAGGAUCGAACGAGAUACAACGGAAGAAUAUUUUGGCAUUGUCAAAGUCAAGAAAUGGGACUCAAGAACGAAAACUCGAUGCUUUUGUGCCAAUUGCCAAGUCGAAACGUUACGACGAAGACGAAAGUACGGAAGAAGAAGACCUGAAACGUGUUUCGAAACCCUUGAAACCCCGAAAUUCCUUUAAUAAAGAAUCAAAAUCCGCUUCCGGCGAGAAAAAAGAGUACGUUAACUACAAAUUAGCAACUCCCACAGACGUCUUGAACGGCACAUGUGUCAAUAUUGCGCAAACUGUCGAGAUAAUCGAUCAUCCGGAGCCCUUCACGAAGAAAGGAUUGAACAUCAAGAUCGCCGCCAAGGUCGAAAAACGCGACGAACCAUCCCCAUCGAUGUCAGACUUGGCAAAAUGGGUCCGUAGCGAGGCAGCGAAAACACAUCAGAGCAUCGCAGCGAUGAGCAAAUCGAAAAUCGAUGAACCGAAAGCAGUUGAGGAGCAACAACCAAGCAAGCCGAUUAGAGAAUCCCGCUUCGGCGAACCAAAAAAGCUAAAUUUAUCGGAAAUUAGAAAGAAUUUUGAAAAUAAAUCUGUGUCACCUACCGCAAUUAAAGCCACGCCAAUUCCAACGCCAGCAGUAACAAUUUCGACAACAACAACCGCAACGACAACGACGACGAAGGAAAAAUCAGGACACGACAGAUUUUCGUCAUGGGAUUCCGUGGCAUCGAGUUCUUCGGGUGUCUCGUCGAUGCAAACGAGCAGCUUGAUUGGAAAUGCAAACACCAACUCGGGAUCUUCGCACAAUUUACAGAGCCCGCCAUCGGAAUUCGGGAGUUUUUCGUCGUUGGGAAGUAGUCACAGUUUGAUAACGCCACAGGAUUUGCAACUUUUGAUUGAAGAAGCUGAUCCUCCAUUGCAAACGCCGGAUGCUUUUGUCAUCGUGCUUCAACGUGAUACUCCCGAAAGUAGCAUUGGAAUUACUUUAGCAGGCGGUUCAGACUAUGAAGCAAAAGAAAUUACGAUCCAUAAAAUUCUCACGAAUAGUCCCGCUGACAAAGAUGGGCGUCUUAAGAAAGGCGAUCGACUACUUUCCAUUAAUGGACUUAGUAUGAGAGGACUCACACAUCGCGAAUCAUUGAGUGUUUUGAAGACUCCUCGAUCAGAAGUCGUCUUAGUUGUAACUCGCUCAAAAUCCGUGCCUGUUGUGUUGAGCAAAUCGAAACUCAGUUCAAUUGGAUCUCUCAGUUCCUUAGCUGACAAAUCGGAUUGCGGCGAUUUCGAACGAAAAAUAAACAAAAAUAAAGGAUGUCGUUCUUUAGACAUCGAUCUUGAUCUGGCAUCUAAUGAAGAUGCAAGUUUAAGCAUAACAACAUCUGAAGAGGGACACUUGUCAAACGAUGAUGCCUUCUUAACAUCGAAAAAUGAUACAACAACUCUCCAACCAGGACAAAGAGUAAUUGAAUUGAUGAAAGAUGGAGCUGGACUCGGAUUUUCCAUCGAAGGCGGAUUCGAUUCGCCUGUUGGAGAUCGCCCUCUUGUCAUCAAGAAAAUUUUCAUGGGCGGCGUCGCAGAAAAAUCCGGACAAAUUGUCGCAGGCACCGAAAUAAUUUCAAUUAACAAUCAAUCUGUUGAACGAAUGACUCGCAUUGAAGUAUGGAAUAUGAUGAAACGUCUUCCAAAUGGACCAGUUAAACUAUUGGUUAAGUAAAGUAUAUUUAAAAAAUAAAAAAAUAUUGAAAUAAUGUGUAAAUUUAGUUUAAUUUUAAUGUGAAAUCCUUGCAAAAAUGUCAAAAAAUGCAAAAUUUUGUAACAAUCGUCCUGCAUAUUAAAGGAUAAGAAAAGCUUUGAAUUGAAAUUGUAAAAUAAUGAUAAAUAUCGCUUAAUGUAAUGUUAUUUUAUACAAAACAUAUAUCUUGCCCUAUAUAUUAUAUUUUGGAAAUGAAUUAUAUUCCAUGCAUUUAUAAAUUUAGAAUUUAGUAAAAAAAAAUCGAUUCACUCGCGUAUUCAAAUUUUAACAAUAUUGAAUAUGUUUCUGUGUAAUAUAAAACUCUUUUUCCCUCCAAAAUCUAUUAUUUUUUAAAAAAUGCUCAGAAUUUGUUUUGUUGUCUAUCUCAACAAAUCCUGCAGCUUUUUGUGUAAUACUUUAAUGGCUUCUUAAAUAAAUAAUAUUUUAUUUUAUUUUAUAUUGAAAAGCAUUCAAUACA
Molecule: messenger RNA, 4463 nt
Organism: Culicoides brevitarsis
Lineage: Eukaryota; Metazoa; Arthropoda; Insecta; Diptera; Ceratopogonidae
Gene: bbg
Exons: 11
Coding region: 470-3967 (1165 amino acids)
Molecular function (GO): protein binding
Source: RefSeq, a predicted model, not a curated record